This is a messenger RNA of Suillus discolor, 654 nucleotides long. RefSeq lists its product as uncharacterized. The annotation marks the transcript as partial. The record is from RefSeq and is a predicted model, not a curated record. NCBI's taxonomy places the organism in Eukaryota, Fungi, Basidiomycota, Agaricomycetes, Boletales, Suillaceae. The transcript is spliced from 3 exons.
GAUGCUAUCAGGUGUGGAGUAUGCAUACGCAUACUGCAUCUUCCCUUCUACACUCCCGCUUCGGGAAUACGUUCAAUGCAUAAUGGAUGUGGCCAUAGUCAUAAACCACACAAAUGAUAUAUUGUCAUACUAUAAAGAGGAGAUGGAAUGCGACUCCGCAAACUACCUGUGGCUCAUGACAGCCUCGCGUGGACUUACAAAACAAGCUGCUCUCGGGGAACUCAUCGAGAAAACUGUGCAAGCACAUCACAGUAUCCUCAAAUUCCUGGGACCGCGCCCCGAGGCAUAUGACGCCCACGUCGCGUUUUUCGAUGGGUACAAGCUGGAGGAGGUCAUGUCUCAGAGGUCAUCUUCUUGAUGGCAACCUUUUCUUAUGGUAUUUCUCAACUCUUUGUGUAUGUUGAUCGCAUCUUGAAGUAGAGUACUAACUAUUAUGUCUACCACUUGCAGUACCUGUCUCUGUGUCUGCCAGGCACCAUUAGAUUGCCUGUCCCUUGAACUUUUCUUACUCCUUGCAGUUCAAUCAAGGGGUUUUAUGAGAAUAUGCGCAUUUUUCUGAUGUAUUGACUUCUGGCUUAAUUCUAUGUGUGUCAAGCUCGAGGACUACAACUCAAAUAGCAGGCCAGACUCCAAACCAUCGGCGGUGUGUGAAGU